AUGGGAACACGGGAGAACAAAGAGAAUACAGUUUGGUCGGAAGCCAAUGCGCCUGUGACUCCUACACAUCUAUUGAGCCGGUCUCAAUCCUCCUUUCUCAAGAAUGUCAAGAAAUCACCCCAACGCAGCGAAGCUCCCAGAAGACCACUUGCAAGCAAAGACAACAAUCGCGCGGCGAGCUUUCUCUCGCAGAAGGAACAAGUCCGCAAGAAAAGAACACGGCCGGCCGUCAACCAUGCCGGAAGCUUCGUUGGCCAGACGCGUCCCGGUCACGUGCCGACCUUAAAUACGACUGGAGCACCUCGUCUAAAGAGUCUAGUGUUGAAGGAUGCGCAGGAAGAUGGAGGUUUUCCGGAAGAGCAAAGCGAAGAGUCCGAUGGUGUGGAAGAUCUGGAACUGAACCCAUUGGCCGCGAGACUCCGUGGAAAACUUGCGGCACGUGAAGGGAAAUCGCAACUACAUCAAGCAGACCGUGGAGGAAGUGGUGAAGACGCGCACGAGGGGGAAAUGGGUCUUCUGGGCCACCUUGUGGGUGGUGGAGGUGGUCUCAAGGGUCUUCUAAGUGCCAAGCCCGAACUUCGUCCCGCAUUGGCCGUUUCCGAUAGUGACGGUAGCGAUCUCGAAGUGGAAACCAUACCGCACAGGCCAGAACCCUUGCCUUAUGUUCCUAGUGGCUACACGCCUUUUACGGAUGAGGCCAUCGCUAAAUUACAGUCUCCAACUAAUCUAGCACUGCGGCUCACCUUCAGCGACGAGGAACAUGAGGAGGAGACAGAAAACGUCUUGAGCAAAAGUGGCCCUUCUGAACCCUUGCAAUUACUCGCCUUAGACAUUGAGAACAGUGAGGAUGAAGGUGAUAACGACAUUCAUGAUCGCAAAAGGUCUCACAUGCCAGGGUUGGCCCCUCUGCGGCCUUCAAUGUCACCAGCACAGGACACAGAUAACAAUUAUGCAUUUGAAUUAGAGCCUUCUUACUCUGGUAACGGUCUCACCGUCAAGGAACUUGAAGCACUCUUAGAGUAG
Messenger RNA from Lachancea nothofagi CBS 11611, 1023 nucleotides. NCBI's taxonomy places the organism in Eukaryota, Fungi, Ascomycota, Saccharomycetes, Saccharomycetales, Saccharomycetaceae. The record is from the annotation of a GenBank genome assembly.